Boleophthalmus pectinirostris (great blue-spotted mudskipper) is the source of this 3351-nucleotide messenger RNA. RefSeq names its product peroxisome proliferator-activated receptor delta b (gene ppardb). Lineage: Eukaryota; Metazoa; Chordata; Actinopteri; Gobiiformes; Gobiidae. Gene Ontology annotation, molecular function: RNA polymerase II cis-regulatory region sequence-specific DNA binding; nuclear receptor activity; zinc ion binding. Gene Ontology annotation, cellular component: nucleus. The transcript has 8 exons. The record is from RefSeq and is a predicted model, not a curated record. Gene Ontology annotation, biological process: cell differentiation; negative regulation of transcription by RNA polymerase II; regulation of lipid metabolic process. Bases 442 to 1935 code for a protein of 497 amino acids.
UCCUGGCAUGUGACAGGGCAGGGAGGGGGAGCCAGCCAAAGCAAAGCAAAGCUGGGAACAACAAGGGAAACUCGGAGAAGGAUUAUCAGUAAUAAGUCUACUUAACUGCGUGUGGUAUGGCUGCCAACUCAAGUGUCUUUCUCCUGAUUACAUUUGUCAACUCUGCAGUUACACAAUGGCCUUUUUCUAUGUGAGUUGGAGUUAGCAUACUGGUGUUAGCCGCUGCGGGCUAACUCGCUCCUGCUCUGGAGACUUCUAACAACUUGUCAGCAGCGUAUUGAUCGGGGACCACGCCGGAGAUAGUUUUCUCUGAUUCUGUCACCCUUUGGACGCUUUCCUCUCAGUUGAAAGCUCACGGAAGUCGCAGCAGUAUUGACAGAGUGGCGUGAUGAUGACUACGUGACAGGAGGAGAGGCAUAGAGUGAGCUUCAUAAAGGAGCCAUGGAGGGGUGCAAGCAGGCUGCUUCAGAGCAGCCCAGAAUAAAUGGCUUCUCUGAGCCUCAGUCGCCUCAGGAUACACCUGAUGUGAGGUGGUCCGGGACAGAGGGAGAGUCCAGGGGCUCUGACAGCUCCGGCGGUAACAGCAUGUCUGAGCUGAAGGCCAGAGACAGUGAGGAUGAGGAAGAUAGUGCAGGUAAAGGCCACAAAGAGGACCACAAGACGAGAGAGGAGGAGGAGGAGUCAUCGCCUGAUCAGGAGAGUGAACGGAGCAGACCUGUCAUCAGUGCAGCAUCCAGCUACACAGAUUUGUCUCAUACGUCCUCACCGUCUCUGUCCGAGCAGCUGCGCCUGGGCAAAGAGGACGGAGCAGGGUCCGGUAUCAGUGUGGAGUGUAAGGUCUGUGGUGACAAGGCUUCUGGUUUCCACUAUGGUGUACAUGCCUGUGAGGGCUGCAAGGGCUUUUUCCGGAGAACUGUGAGAAUGAAACUAGAAUAUGAGCGCUGUGAACGCUCCUGCAAGAUCCAGAAGAAGAAUCGUAACAAGUGCCAAUACUGUCGUUUUCAGAAGUGCCUGUCUUUAGGGAUGUCCCACGAUGCAAUCCGAUAUGGACGUAUGCCUGAAGCGGAGAGGAAGAAGCUGGUGGCUGGUCUUCUGGCAGAAGAGUUGAACCUCAAACCUGGAGGCUCCGAUCUCAAGACUUUAGCCAAACAAGUGAACACAGCUUACUUAAAGAACUUAAGCAUGACCAAGAAGAGGGCCCGCAGCAUCCUGAUGGGCAAAACCAGCAGCACUUCACCUUUCGUGAUUUAUGAUGUUGACACACUGUGGAAGGCGGAGAGUGGACUGGUCUGGAGCCAGUUAGUUCCAGGUGCUCCCCUGACAAAGGAGAUCGGGGUCCAUGUGUUUUAUCGCUGUCAGUGCACUACUGUGGAGACUGUGCGGGAGCUCACAGAGUUCGCCAAGUGCAUUCCUGGUUUUGUGGACCUUUUUCUCAAUGAUCAGGUGACGUUGCUCAAGUAUGGUGUACAUGAGGCUAUUUUUGCAAUGCUUCCAUCCCUUAUGAACAAAGAUGGACUAUUGGUGGCCAACGGAAAAGGCUUUGUAACCAGGGAGUUUCUGCGGAGUUUGAGAAAGCCAUUCAGUGAAAUUAUGGAGCCUAAAUUUGAAUUUGCUGUAAAAUUCAACGCUCUGGAGCUCGAUGACAGUGACCUGGCGCUGUUUGUCGCUGCCAUUAUUCUCUGUGGAGAUCGUCCUGGGCUGAUGAAUGUGAAACAAGUGGAGCAGAGUCAGGACAACAUCCUGCAGGCGCUGGACCUCCAUCUUCAGGCCAACCACUCAGACUCUCUCUACCUCUUUCCCAAACUGCUGCAGAAGAUGGCUGACCUCCGGCAGCUGGUCACAGAAAACGCUCAGCUUGUCCAAAAGAUCAAAAAGACUGAGUCUGAAACGUCACUUCACCCUCUUCUUCAGGAGAUCUACAAAGACAUGUAUUAGCUUUUUCCAGCAGAGACUGCUUUUAGCAAUACUGUUACAGAUUUUGAACUGAAUUUAUAAAUGAAUACACUGCAACCAGUACUAGCACUGUUCCACUUAAAGGCCAUGGAUUUCAAAAUGCUCAGAUGAGACAAAGUCUGUUUGUAGGGCUAACACAACCAGUCUUCUCAGUGUUAACAGCAUCUGGAAUCAUUUUUUGAAAUUGUAGUUUCCCACAAAGGUCGCUUAACAGUGGGAAUGAUAUGUUUUUUUUUACUAAGGCUGCUCCUAUUUCUUAAUAGCAAACUGACCCCAGUGUUGAGAGAGAUGUUCUGCUGGUUCAAAGCAAACGAUAUAUUUUGUUAGCACUCUCAUGAAUCACACACAUGACCAAAAAUAAACCAUCAAUAUGUAAAGUUAUAAAGUAUAUUGUCCCAAGGUUGUUCACUGUUCAUCAUAAAUAUACUGUAGUGUACUUGCACUCUCAUUUUCUACAACACAAACUGGGCUGGCUCCAGCAAAGUAAAGCUCUGCAUAGGCUACAGCUAAUUGUGCUACAUCUUUUCAUUAAAGUUGAAACCUCAAAUAACAGGUGUUGUCUUAAAGUCAUGAACCUUAGUGGUAAAUAUAUGCUGCACAGAUUAAGCUGAGUCUGACACUAUCAGCUUAUUGCCCAUUGAAGUACAAGGGACAAUGUGUUUUUAUGUUUAUAUAUAUUUUGACUUGCAACUUUUUAGCUUUCUAGUGUAUUCAGUGUAAUUAUGUUAUUAAUUAUUUGUAAUUUGUGAUGAUCAUUUUUAAGGGCAAAUAUGAUUUAUUGUACGGUUUUAUGUAAUGCAUUUGUUUUUGUCAGAUUUCUUUGGGUUGAGGUUGUACCAAAUAUAUCAUGAAAAGCUAUUUUUCAAGUGAGAGAUUUGGAUGACCUGAAAAACAUCUAUUUUUUCUCAAAUCAGCUUCACAUCUGUAUUUUCUUUCUUUUACCGUAAAACCUUUAUUUUCAUUUUCAGAGCUUUACAAUGGCUUACUAUAUCUUCCAGGCCCCUAUAUUAUGCACACUAUUUCACUGUCUAAAUCUGAAUGGGCUGCCUCUGCACAAAUUUUUAAUGUCUGAUGGAUUUAAUCUUCCUUUGUCCCUUUUCCUAUCUACCUCUUGACACUGUAUGAUGUGUGACAAUUCCCCUGUCUCAUCCAAUUUGCAUUUUGCCUUACUUUCUGCUUUUUGGUUUAUGUGCAGUGUGCCAAGUAAAUAACGGUUGUGGAUGGAUAAAACACAAAAGUACACCAAAUGUGUUUGUUAACUACCUCUUUGCCUGGUGACAGUGAUGAAUUUAUUUACUUGUGCAGAAAACAUGUUACUUGAGUAUUUUAGCCACCUGUAAACAGUUUAUAGAUAGAUAAAGUAAAGAUCUCUAAACUAUUAGAUUCAAAAAUGUGAAA